AAACAAUUUAAUAAAGAUUAUCAAUUACCAUAUGGUUUUUGCCCAAAUCCAUGUUUAAUUAAUCCAUGUCUUGAAGUAGCUAAUACAAUGUCAAGUAAAUGUAUAAGAACUGGAUAUUUUGAAAAUAGUUACAAAUGUGAAUGUCGUAAUGGUUAUCAAUGGAAACAAGUUAAAGGAUAUAAAGGGUAUUGUGAAGCGAUCGAUCUGUGUGACAAAUAUUGUAGCAAGGUUGGAACCAGGAAAUGUGAUAUUGUGCAAGACAGAUAUUUCUGUGUUUGUCGCCCCACUCAUAUGGGUUUGAACUGCGACUACCAACGUGAUCCAUGUGUGGAACUGGCUUCCAAUGUUCAUAUGGGAGGAAAUAUGGCAUGUAACGUUGCAAAUGGUGGUAUAUGCAGAGGAACUUUAGGGACAAACACCUAUCAUUGCCAGUGUCCAGGAUCACUAACCAGUGAUCCAUCUUAUCCUUUCCCAAAUUGUUUACAAAUUAAAGAUCGAUGUGCCAGUACAGUAUGCAAUCAUGGUGAUUGUGUUAGUUCAAAAGAUGGACAAGAAAGUUAUUGUAUUUGUCCUGAAGGAACAUAUGGAAAAUAUUGUGAAUUAACACGUGGACAAUGGGGUCAGUGGUCACCAUGGUCUGAAUGUUUACCAAAUUGUGGACUUUAUAAUCAUCGAAGACGUAUACGUACACGUGACUGUUUAGGUGAGGCAUGUAGCGGUGGUUUAGGUUAUUUACAUAUAGAAUUCUGCGAUAUGAAACCUUGUUCAGAUGAAAUACUGAUGAUAAAUAGAAUAGAUUCAUCAGAAGAAAUACAAAAAUUAAAAAUGUUACAAGUACAAGGGACACGUUACGUAGAAAUAUCAGGUGGGAUUGCUAAAUAUCUAUUAUUAAUAACUUGUAUCUUUUCUGUAACUACAGUGACAGCUAUGAUAAUAGUUGUAUACUGUUUAUAGAAUUUUAGUAAUGACACAGCUUACUUAGCAUACAUAAUUCAUGUUGAAUAUAA
This is a messenger RNA of Schistosoma spindalis, 1007 nucleotides long. The record is from the annotation of a GenBank genome assembly. NCBI's taxonomy places the organism in Eukaryota, Metazoa, Platyhelminthes, Trematoda, Strigeidida, Schistosomatidae.